UCAAAGUCGAAGAAAUCUGUACAUUAUGAGCAAUGAAAUAUGCAUAUUAGAAUUUUUUAUCUUCUUCAUCUUAUCUUCCUCCUACUUGUCAUGGUUCAAGGCUUAUAACAAGUCGUGGAAAAUGAUCCAUCAUCUCACAUGGAUCACAUGGAUCAAUCAGCCAUGGUGUUUUUCACCUUGAAACAUCUUAAAGUCGGGAACUCGAUGCCAAUAUAUUUUCCGCAGAAAGAUUCUUCGAGUUCUCCUCGCCUUUUGCCUAGAGAUGAAGCUGAGUCCAUAGCUUUCUCAUUAAAAUCACUCCCUAACCUGCUUCGGUUCUUCGCUUUCUCGGAGGACUCUCCCCAGGCUAAAGCAAUGGAAGGUACACUCCGAGAAUGCGAAACUGAAUCCAUCAAAGGGGAGAUCAAAUUCUGCGCUACUUCUUUGGAAUCGAUGCUCGAUUUCGCAACCAACAUCUUUGGAAACAAUGACGAUUUCAAGAUCGUUGCUACAGAACAUCAUACGAAGUCGAGCACACUUUUCCAAAACUAUACCAUGUUAGAAACACCGGAAGAGAUACCUGCUCCGGUGAUGGUGUCGUGUCACACCAAGCCCUACCCUUAUGCCGUACUGUAUUGCCAUAGCCAGUUGACGGAGAACAAAGUUUUUAAGGUAUCAUUGGGUGGUAAGAAUGAUGAUAUAGUGACCGCGGUUGCUGUUUGUCACAUGGAUACUUCGCAGUGGAAUCGAAACCAUGUGUCGUUUCGCGUGUUGGGGAUCUAACAUGGGACACUUCCUGUCUGCCAUUUCUUCCCGGCGGACAACUUUGUUCUUGUUCCGAACACUUGAAUUUGUAGUACUUGUGUUU
Molecule: messenger RNA, 847 nt
Organism: Hibiscus syriacus
Lineage: Eukaryota; Viridiplantae; Streptophyta; Magnoliopsida; Malvales; Malvaceae
Product: BURP domain-containing protein BNM2A-like
Exons: 1
Coding region: 139-762 (207 amino acids)
Source: RefSeq, a predicted model, not a curated record